Molecule: messenger RNA, 1074 nt
Organism: Penicillium verrucosum
Lineage: Eukaryota; Fungi; Ascomycota; Eurotiomycetes; Eurotiales; Aspergillaceae
Product: putative NAD binding Rossmann fold oxidoreductase
Exons: 4
Coding region: 1-1074 (357 amino acids)
Biological process (GO): NADPH regeneration
Cellular component (GO): cytoplasm
Molecular function (GO): oxidoreductase activity; nucleotide binding
Source: RefSeq, a predicted model, not a curated record
AUGUCUUACACGGACCGCCGUGUCAAGUUUGCACUUUUCGGCCUCGGCCGUCUGGGAGCGCUUCGAGCCCGCAUCCUCGCCUUCCAGCAACCUCGGAUCGAACUCGUCGCCGUCUGCGAUACUAAUCCAGGCACGGAAAAAUGGGCCGCAGAGGAUCUGCCCUCGACUGUCCAAUAUUUCUCAGACCCUCAAGAAUGCUUGAAGAACAGCGGCGCUGAGGCUGUCCUUAUCUGCACCGCGACGGCUACACACGCGCCCUUGAUCCUGCAGGCCCUUGAUCUGAACUUGCACGUUAUGUGCGAGAAGCCUAUUUCUGUGGAUAUCGCUACUACCAGGGUAGUCGUCGAUAAGUCUGCUUCUAGGCCUGACCUUAAGUUCCUUGUUCCAUUUACUCGCCGAUAUGACAAGUCCUACCGCCAGGCUAAGGCCCUGAUUGAUAAUGGAACUCUGGGUGAAAUCCACGCUGUUGAGACGACUGGUAUCGAUCAAGCAGACCCUAAUGCCUUUUUCGUGGCUUUUUCUGAGAUGUCUGGCGGCAUUUUCCUUGAUUUUGGUAUCCACACCGUCGACGCCGGACGAUACCUAUUAGAUAUCAAGUCAGGUCUCUCCAACACUAAGAAGCAAGUUAAUAGAGUCAUCGCCUUCGGCCAGAAUGCUGUCUACGGGGACUUGGCCAAGUAUGGCGACGCUGACAACGCAUGGGGCUUGGUGGAAUAUGCCAAUGGCAAGAUUUUCAAGACCUACCUCGGCCGUACGCUCACCAGCGGUUUCGAGGACACCACUCGACUGUGUGGUACCAAGGGACAUUCGAUAAUCAGCUCUAACUCGAAUGUUGAGAUUCGCGACCAUCUCGGUAUUCGCACGGAAUCUGUGCCUAAUGCGUUCACCCUCUUCGAUGCGACCUUCUUGGCUGACCUUGCUGAGUUCGCCGAUGCGGUGCUUGAUAACAAGCCCAUGACUUGUGUGCCAGAGGAUGCCUUCGAGGCGGGCAAGAUCUGCGCUGCUUUACAGUACUCAUUCCGCAAGGGUGUGCCCGUAUACUUCGACGACAAUGGUCUUCCCAUCAUGGAGUAA